AUGGAGGCCGGAUCCGAUGGCGUGGAGGUCGGAUCCGGCCUCCCCACGACAGCACGUCACCGCGCUGGGGUGGCCUCGUGCCUGCACGUCACUGCCGCGGCCUCCAUGGGUCCGCACCGCAUGCUCGAGCACCUCCGACGGAGAUGGCUGAGCGUCCUCCAUCUUCACUCGAACGGCGCCGCCGCGGAGGUGAUGGGGAAGAGCGGGAGCAGGCGUGGGGGCUUGGCGCCACUCCUCGGGGACAGGUGGAGGAAGAAGCCCCUCUCCGGCAAGGGAUUCGGCGGAGUGGAGGCGGGUGUGGUGUGGAGGCGUGGGGAGAUUCGGCGGAGUUGGGAUGCCUGUUCUGAUCUGUUCAGACGUUUUAUCUGUUCGUCCGGCUUGGGAGUUGGGAGACGUGCGGAGUUAACUGGGAUUGAUAAAAUUUUCGGGUGUAGAGACAUUGAGUGUUCUUUGCUGACUCAUUUUGGCAAACUUGCAACCAAUUAUCCGUCUGAAUGCUUGGUUGUGUGGACGUAUUGGUUGACUCAUCAUUUUGGAGGGUUGUGGAGAAACAAUGAUGUGUUCCCUGCGUGUGUUCGAUUAUCGGUGCAGGCGGCGGCCAGGAGCUCCUCAUCAGUUGCAGCAAGUCUAAGGACAUCAGGAGCUAAUGGGAUUGUUGUAAGGCUCAUGAUGUCAUGGUGUCGAACGGUUUCCAUCAGCCAGGUUCAGGGGAGGUAUGUGUCUGUCAGAACAAACUGGCUGAAUGGUGAUUUUAUCAAGGUUGCCAAGGAUGAUCAUGCUACUAGCUCAAGAACCAUAGAGAAGUUCCAGUUAGCUAUGUCGAAUCUAAAAGCCAAAUAA
Molecule: messenger RNA, 840 nt
Organism: Miscanthus lutarioriparius
Lineage: Eukaryota; Viridiplantae; Streptophyta; Magnoliopsida; Poales; Poaceae
Source: the annotation of a GenBank genome assembly